This is a messenger RNA of Mesorhabditis belari, 1830 nucleotides long. The record is from the annotation of a GenBank genome assembly. Lineage: Eukaryota; Metazoa; Nematoda; Chromadorea; Rhabditida; Rhabditidae.
AUGUUGAAAACUCAGACGCAAGCAACAGCGGUGCUAAUGGAAAGUAUGUGCCUCCAUGGAAACGAGAUGAAGUUCAAAAGGGUGAUGAGGGACAACGUGAACGUCGUGAAAGUGGAGACAACAGCGGUCGCCGCCACGGAGGGCACCAAGGAAGAGGAAUGCACAAUAUUUCAUUCAAAGCCUGCCUGCUGGAGCCAGCAGCUUCCAAGAGAUGAAAGCUCGGAACCGGAGCUCUUCUUAGGAAUGAACUCGGGGAUUAAUUUCAACAAUUAUGAUGAAAUUCCCGUUGAAGCAACUGGUGAAAAUGUGCCACAACCUGCGACUUUGUUCUCUGAGCUGAAGUUGCACCAAUGGGUCAAUGAAAAUAUCAAAUUGUCGGGUUAUGGGCGUUCGACACCCGUGCAGAAGUACAGCAUUCCGGCAUUAAUGGAUAAUCGAGACCUGAUGUCUUGCGCGCAAACUGGAUCCGGGAAGACUGCUGCCUUUCUAGUUCCAUUGAUCAACCACAUUCUUCAGAACGGACCUGAAGCAGUUUAUCGCGAAGCUCCUUGGGGCAAUGGUCGGAAGAAACAGUUUCCCUGUGCUCUUGUCCUUUCGCCAACUCGUGAAUUGUCACUUCAAAUCUAUAAUGAGUGCAGAAAGUUUGGCUAUCGUACACCCAUAACUUUGGCAAUUCUCUACGGUGGUCGCGAAAAUUAUAAACAACAAAUCAGCAAACUUGGGCUUGGUUGCCACAUUCUUAUUGAUGUGAUGGAACAAGGAUAUGUUGGACUUACUGGUUGUCGCUAUUUGGUGAUCGAUGAAGCUGAUCGUAUGCUAGACAUGGGCUUUGAGCCACAAAUUCGGCAAAUUGUCGAACUCUCAACUAUGCCAGAGAAGAGGUAUCGAGUGACUGCUAUGUUUUCUGCUACGUUCCCGAAGGAAAUUCAGAUUCUGGCUCAAGAUUUUUUGGUGCCCAAUUACGUAUUCUUGGCUGUCGGGCGCGUGGGCUCAACGUCAGCGAACAUCAUACAGAAGGUCGUUGGGGUCGAGGAUAAGGAGAAGCUCUGUUGUUUGAUGGACCUACUUGAUGCUGGAGGCAACGAGACAUUGACGGUAGUGUUCGUGGAAACAAAGCGUGGUGCUUCAGAUCUCCAAAAUUAUCUGGACCGUAAGAACUAUGGUGUGGUGGCUAUUCAUGGAGAUGGUCUCGUGGUCUUGACAUCCCAAUGCAUUUUGGGUAUUGGACGUGCUGGCAAUAUUGGAUUGACGACUACUUUCUUCAACGACAAGAACACGCGGCUGGCUAACGACCUUAUCAAGCUGAUGAUUGAAGCUAAUCAAGAGAUUCCAGAGUUCCUUUCGACGGUUUCGAACGAUGCUAGUCGCUAUGGACAAGCAAAUUUACGUGGACGUGGAAGCCGAGCUGAGUCUUCAAGGAACGGCUUCCGCCCAAAACCCACCCAGAACAAAGAUUGUGACCGUUUAUUAUGUGACGUUUCACUGGUACCAGUGAAACGAGUCUCGCUUGACAGACCUGAAACUCUUUCGAACUUUUGUAAAGGCUCGCCAAUUUAUGCACACAAGGUUAUUCUAUCUUCUACAUCUCCCUAUUUUUGUGCCACCUUUGGAACUUCCAAUAUGAUUGAAUUGAAAGCUAGCACUGUAGAAUUACAUGAUAUGGAUGAAGAGGCUCUUCGCCAAUUGAUCGACUUUAUUUACACAGGUCAACUCACAAUAAAUUCAAAUUUAAGCCAUGCCCUUCUAACAACAGCCUCGAUGUUGCAACUAAAUUCAGUUAAAGAUGCUUGUGCAAAGUAUGGACUAAAGUUCACCGAAAAAGCGAACGUU